Myotis myotis is the source of this 940-nucleotide messenger RNA. Its product is annotated as zinc finger protein 154-like. Lineage: Eukaryota; Metazoa; Chordata; Mammalia; Chiroptera; Vespertilionidae. Gene Ontology annotation, molecular function: DNA-binding transcription factor activity, RNA polymerase II-specific; RNA polymerase II cis-regulatory region sequence-specific DNA binding. The annotation marks the transcript as partial. The record is from RefSeq and is a predicted model, not a curated record. Gene Ontology annotation, biological process: regulation of transcription by RNA polymerase II. The transcript is spliced from 4 exons.
UAGUCUUUUCUCCAUUUUGUCUUUAGCGGUCUGCGGUACCUGGUCGCAGAGUCCAGUGGGGAAGGCUGGAAAGUGGUGCUCCCUGCCUCGUAGCCCGUGGUUUGAGCCUCCAGUGGUGCUCACAGCGCACACGUGGGAUUGAAGCUCGGAGUCGCCACCAGACCGGCCCAGAGCCGGGACAGGGACCUACGUUCCUGCAGCGGCUUCUGCUCCCGCCCCGCUCCGCCCACAGAGGGCAAUGGCGGCGCCCCCGCUGAGGAGACGGGCUGAGGUUGGCGUGACCUUUGAGGACAUUGCCCUGUACUUCUCCAGGGAGGAAUGGAGCCUCCUUGAUGAGGGUCAGAGACAGCUGUACCUGAAUGUGAUGCGGGAGAACUUUGAACUUCUAUCCUCCCUGGGUUGCUGCUGUGGAGAAGACAGUGUGGAGAUUGUGACUGAACAAAAAGUUUCUGGAAGAUUGUCACAGAGAGUUCACACUGGAGAAAAGCCUUAUAAAUGCAGUGAAUGUGGAAAAUCUUUUACCAGUAGCACUACCCUUCGUUAUCAUCAGAGAGUUCAUACAGGAGAAAAGCCUUAUAAAAUCAGUGAUUGUGGAAAAUCUUUUAAAGGUCGAAAAGGUCUCCAACAUCAUCAGAGAGUUCACACUGGAGAAAAGCCUCAUCAGUGCAGUGAAUGUCAAAAAUCUUUUACCACUAAGACCGUCCUUCGUCGUCAUCAGAGAGUUCAUACAGGAGAAAAACCUUAUAAAUGCAGUGAAUGUGGAAAAUCUUUUAGAAGUGGCAAUGGUCUCCAAUAUCAUCGGAGUGUUCACACUGGUGAAAAGCCUUAUCAAUGUAAUGAAUGUGGGAAAUCUUUUACCUAUAAGACCGCCCUUCAUUGUCAUCAGAGAGUUCAUACAGGAGAAAAGCCUUAUAAAUGCAGUGAAUGUGGAAAAUCGUUU